GCCCCCUCCCCAGCCUGAUAAAGUCCAGGGCGGGGCCAGCGCCUCUCACACGAGCUGUGCUGGGCAGCAGGCAGGGAGGAUCCAGAGUGCCCCUCCGGCCCCACCAUGAGGCUCGCGCUGUCGCUCCCGGUCCUGGUCGUGGUGCUGUCAAUGGUUUUGGAAGGCCCAGCCCCAGCCCAGGCAGCCCCUGACCUCUUGGAGACGCUGAAGGAGUUUGGCAACACCGUGGAGAACAAGGCCCGGGAAACCAUUGACCGCAUCAAGCAGAGCGACAUUGCUACCAAGACCCGGGAUUGGUUUUCAGAGACAUUCAAGAAAGUGAAGGAGAAAUUCAACUAAAUCCUGAACACCUGGAGGGCCACACCCCAGGAAGAGGCUCUGAAGUCCCCCACACCCCGGCACCAAGACUCCCUCCAGGGUGCCCCAGGUCCCUGUCACCCACUCCGCGACCUGCCACCAAUAAAAGUCCCAUAGAAAAUUCU
Molecule: messenger RNA, 482 nt
Organism: Propithecus coquereli (Coquerel's sifaka)
Lineage: Eukaryota; Metazoa; Chordata; Mammalia; Primates; Indriidae
Gene: APOC1
Product: apolipoprotein C-I
Exons: 4
Coding region: 106-339 (77 amino acids)
Biological process (GO): very-low-density lipoprotein particle clearance; negative regulation of very-low-density lipoprotein particle clearance; triglyceride metabolic process
Cellular component (GO): extracellular region; high-density lipoprotein particle; very-low-density lipoprotein particle
Molecular function (GO): fatty acid binding; phospholipase inhibitor activity
Source: RefSeq, a predicted model, not a curated record